This is a messenger RNA of Carlito syrichta (Philippine tarsier), 1746 nucleotides long. RefSeq names its product coiled-coil domain containing 86 (gene CCDC86). The coding region runs from base 1 to 1098 and encodes 365 amino acids. The record is from RefSeq and is a predicted model, not a curated record. Lineage: Eukaryota; Metazoa; Chordata; Mammalia; Primates; Tarsiidae. The transcript is spliced from 5 exons. Gene Ontology annotation, cellular component: nucleolus.
AUGGAGACCCCACUGAGGCGCAGCCGGCGGCUGGAAGGCCUAGCGCCGGACUCCCCCGAGGGGCUCGCCUCAGUCUCGCGGGCGAGACGGGCCCUUCUGACGCUCCAGUCGGGCCCAGAAGAAACGAGGCAGCCCAGGUCUCCUCGGAGUGUGCAACAAGGCGAGCCGGGGUCCCCCCGACGUCGGCAGGAGACGAGCCCGGGAUCGCCCUGUCUGCGGCAGGAUGCAGGCUUGGGGUCCCCCCGAGGGCAGCCGGAGCCGGGCCCAAGGACUCCCCAGCGUCAGCCAGGUCCAGGCCCGGAGUCGCCUCAAAAAGAACCGGAGUCGACUCCCGAAUCCCCCCGAUGUCAGCCAGAGCCAAGUGAGGAGUCACCGAAGGUCACUGAGGGCCAGGAAGAACUGGCCUCGGAGUCGGCCCAGCAUGUGGAGAGGCUGACCCUGGGGGCGCCCCAGCACCCGCUGCAGCCGGGCCCAGGAUCCCCGGAACUUCACCCCGGACAUCAAGCGCCGGGCCUGGAGCCCUCGCCCCCACUGCAGGAGCUGACCCCCGAGGCCCCUGGUUCUCCCCAGGGGCGGCCCGAGUUAAGCAGGCCACUUCCAGCCGGGAAGCCGAUGACAGGUGGCCUCGGGGACCUCGGGACAAAGAAGCGAAAAGAUACUUCAGCCCGGGCCCCAGAGUCCAAGAAGUUGAAGGAAGAGAAGGAGGCGCUUCCUGUGAUCCCCAAGGGGAAGCCCAAAUCUGGGAGAGUGUGGAAGGACCGCUCCAAGAAAAGGUUCUCCCAGAUGAUUCAGGACAAGCCCCUGCGCACGACCUGGCAGCAGAAGAUGAAGGUGCGGCAGGAAAGGAAGCUGGCCAAGGCUUUCGCCCAGCACUUGGAGGAGGAGAAGGAGAGGCGCCGGAAGGAGAAGAAACAGCGCCGGGCCGAGAACCUGAAACGCCGUCUGGAGAACGAGCGGAAGGCGGAGGUCGUCCAAGUGAUCCGAAACCCUGCCAAGAUCAAGCGGGCGAGGAAGAAGCAGCUACGCUCCAUCGAGAAGCGGGACACUCUGGCCCUGUUGCAGAAGCAGCCACCCCAGCAGCCAGCAGUCAAGUUCUGAGCUCAGGACGCCCCGAGACCAGCAGCCUUGCGGGAUGCUUUCACUGGAUCUGGCCCUCCAACUCUGCGGCUUCAAGACAAGGACCCCACCUGGCCAGGACUCCAGGCCUUUGAGGGCUUGUGGUUGGGUUUCUGUGGAUAGAGGCCCAGAGGGGCCUGGGACCUGGCAGAGAUAGGGGAGGGAAGAGGUUCAGUCCCUUCCUCCAAGUGCCUUCAGACCAAGAACAGUAGAUUCUUAUAGUUACUCAGUGAGCUGGUGCCUGGAGGGAGAGUCCCUGAGGCCAGCGACCUGGAAUCCACCCACCACCUCCCAAUGCCCAAAGGCUGCUCUGGGACCUCUGUGCCCCCUGACCCUGUCAUCCUUAAACUGAAUCGGACUCCUCCCUGCCUUCUAACACUGUUAGAUUAAAAUGGGAGGUUGCCAGGGGCAAGAUUUCUCUCCAGCACCCCCUUUCCUGAACCAGACUCUGCAGAAGCCCCCAGGGUCUGACUAAAUCAUGCCCAUCCAGUCCACCAAAAAAAGUAUUUAUUGAGUGCCUGCUAUAUACAAGCACAAUUCUAGGCUCUGGGGAAUACAGACAAUAGACAAGUCCCUGACCUCAGGGAGCUUUCAUUCUGAUGGAAAAACAUAAUAAACAAGUACAGUGCA